AUGCCAUCGGACACGCCGCUGCACAAGGCCGCGCACAACGGCGACAAGGGCGCCGUGCUGCAGAUCCUCGAGGACCCGGACAUGGACGUCAACGUGCCCGGGGCGGCGGACCGGCGCGCGCUGCACCGCGCCGCCGGUGGCAACCACGCCGAGCUCUGCACCUUGCUCAUGGACCGCGGCGCGCUUGUAAAUAUCCCGGACAAGAGCGGGCGCACGCCAUUGCACUGGGCGUGCAUUAGCGGGCACAAGGAGGCGGCGGUGGUGCUACUGGAGCGCGGCGCCGACAUCAAUGCGGUGACGACAAGCGGGACGACGUCGCUCAUGGGCGCGGCCGAGGCCGGCAAAGUCGAGGUGGUUCGGCUGCUCAUGGAGAAGAAGGCCGACUCGGCGCUCAAGGACAAGGACGGCAAGAUGGCGUUCGAUCUCGCAAUGGCCGGCAAGCACAGCGCGGUAUGCAAAGCCAUGAAGGAGCUCGGCGACCCGGCGGCGCAGAGCUCGUCGUGUGCAAUCCAGUGA
Messenger RNA from Saprolegnia diclina VS20, 516 nucleotides. RefSeq lists its product as hypothetical. The transcript is spliced from 2 exons. Lineage: Eukaryota; Oomycota; Saprolegniomycetes; Saprolegniales; Saprolegniaceae. Gene Ontology annotation, cellular component: cytoplasm; nucleus. Bases 1 to 516 code for a protein of 171 amino acids. The record is from RefSeq and is a predicted model, not a curated record. Gene Ontology annotation, molecular function: protein binding.